Capsella rubella is the source of this 1143-nucleotide messenger RNA. RefSeq names its product ABC transporter I family member 10. The coding region runs from base 129 to 953 and encodes 274 amino acids. Gene Ontology annotation, molecular function: ATP binding; ATP hydrolysis activity. Gene Ontology annotation, biological process: transmembrane transport. The transcript is spliced from 5 exons. Lineage: Eukaryota; Viridiplantae; Streptophyta; Magnoliopsida; Brassicales; Brassicaceae. The record is from RefSeq and is a predicted model, not a curated record. Gene Ontology annotation, cellular component: chloroplast envelope; membrane.
ACAAGGCGAGGGAGCGUCUCCACGGUUUCCGUCGUCCGUAAUUAAUCGAGCUGUGUGUAAUCGAUCCGACGACGACGAAGAAGAAGAAAAGCUGCAAAUUUCAAGUCUUAAAAAUCCUGCAGAAAAAAAUGAAUGGUCACUGUUUAUUUGCAGCCUCCCCUCCUCGUCUCUUGCCUCUUCGCUCAAUAUCGUCGAGCGUUUCUUCUUCUUCUUCUUCCGGUAGUUACAGAAUCAGAUUCUCCGAUAGUGUCGCCGUUGAGUGUCGGAAUCUCUGUUUCUCCGUUAGUACAAGACAAGGGAUAACUGUUCCUGUUCUUCGAGAUUGCUCCUUUCGAAUUCCUUCUGGACAAUUGUGGAUGAUUCUUGGUCCCAAUGGCUGUGGCAAAUCUACCCUUUUGAAGAUUUUAGCCGAUGUUGUGAAUCCAACCAGCGGUACUGUCUUUGUGGAGAAACCAAAAAAUUUUGUAUUUCAGAAUCCUGAUCAUCAGGUAGUGAUGCCUACAGUAGAAGCUGAUGUGGCAUUUGGUCUUGGCAAGUAUCAGGACAUGAAUCCGGAACAAGUUAAGUCUAGAGUGAUUAAAGCUUUGGAUGCAGUUGGUAUGCGUGAUUAUAUGCAGAGACCGAUUCAAACUCUUAGUGGUGGUCAGAAACAAAGAGUUGCAAUUGCUGGUGCUUUAGCUGAAGCUUGCAAAGUACUAUUGUUGGAUGAGCUCACAACUUUCCUAGAUGAGUCUGACCAGAUGGGUGUGAUCAAAGCUGUGAAAGGCCUGAUAAAUGCGAAGAAAGGAGAUGUGACGGCAUUAUGGGUGACACAUCGGUUAGAGGAGCUCGAGUAUGCGGAUGGAGCUGUGUAUAUGGAGAACGGGAGAGUGAUCAGGCAUGGUGAUGCAGCCACCAUCUCAGAUUUCAUCAAGGCUAAACAGUCGUUGUACAUUGAUCAAAUUGGUUCGUAACUUCUUCUGUUACAGAAUUUGCUUUCUUAAUUGAAAAAAAGUGAAAGCAUAUAUAGAGGCAAUGAAAAGUCGUGAUUUAUUUUGUAAAAGAUUCUGAUCUCUGCAGAAGGUAUUGUAGUUAGAGCUCAAUUUUGGGUUUUGAAUAUUCAUUAAUUCAAAGGUUAGAGGGAAGACGAUAUGUUAAAAGUGA